Nannizzia gypsea CBS 118893 is the source of this 648-nucleotide messenger RNA. RefSeq names its product HIT domain-containing protein. Gene Ontology annotation, molecular function: catalytic activity. The coding region runs from base 1 to 648 and encodes 215 amino acids. The transcript is spliced from 3 exons. The record is from RefSeq and is a predicted model, not a curated record. Gene Ontology annotation, biological process: nucleotide metabolic process. NCBI's taxonomy places the organism in Eukaryota, Fungi, Ascomycota, Eurotiomycetes, Onygenales, Arthrodermataceae.
AUGACUUCAUCAGAGUGUCCCUUCUGUGAAAUUGCAUCUUCAUCAGCUCCGUUUUCACCGUUAAGUCCGCCAACUAUACCCAAUGGCAAAGGAGGCAAUUCUCAAGAUACCCCAGACUCGCCCACAGCAUUCACAAUAUUAUCUACGAAGCAUGUUCUUGCCUUCCUGGACAUUAUGCCAUUGACAAGGGGCCAUGUUCUCGUUACUCCUAGACGGCAUUAUAAUAAUAUGGGUGAAGUUAGCGUUCAUGAAGCAAGACAGCUUGGUCAAUGGCUACCGAUACUCUCUCGAGUAAUCGUUCGAACAGUUUUAGGUGAAGGAAAAGACAGCCGAGGAGACGAUCAAGGGAAUUGGAACAUUAUUCAGAACAAUGGUAUACGGGCAUCCCAAACAGUUCCUCAUGUACACUUUCACAUCAUACCUAGACCUGCUUUCGGUACUAGUACUCCUACUGAAGGAGGCUGGGUCAUGUUCGGGCGCGGCCAGAGGGACGAACUUAUGGAUGAUGAGGCAGAGGAGCUAGCGGCGCUAUUGAGGAAUGAGUUAGCAAGGGAAUUGAAGAAGGUUAAGGAGGAGGAAGGAGUUGAUUUGGAGGAUUGUGACUGUGGGGCUGGUGAUGGACACUUACCACGACCGACCAAGCUGUAG